Messenger RNA from Melanotaenia boesemani (Boeseman's rainbowfish), 2924 nucleotides. RefSeq names its product paramyosin-like. The coding region runs from base 57 to 2429 and encodes 790 amino acids. Gene Ontology annotation, molecular function: signaling receptor activity. The record is from RefSeq and is a predicted model, not a curated record. The transcript is spliced from 33 exons. Lineage: Eukaryota; Metazoa; Chordata; Actinopteri; Atheriniformes; Melanotaeniidae.
GGAUUACAUAUCAGAAUUAUUCAAAAUACAGUUUUCUUGAGAGGUCAGAGGGUAAGAUGGCAAGUGCAGUCCACAGAGAACAAACUGACAUCUCCAUGAAUUAUGUAAAUCUACCAGAUCCAUCAGCCUACAGGCACUCUGACAUACACAAUGAAGUGUAUCUUGCUGCACCAGGGACAAAGCUGUACAAACUGGUUGCUGUAAGCUUUGGAUUCCUCUGUAUCCUACAAGUCGCUCUCAAUGUCUCACUGCGGCUUGGUUUCUACAGUCCAGGCAUUUGCAAUAAUGGGACUGAGGAUAUAGAUAAUCAAAGAAAAUUGGAUGAAAUUGAGGCCAGUAAUAAACAUCUGACUGAAGAGAGAGAUGGACUUAGUGAGAGACUGAAGGACGUUGUUUCACAGCUUAACACCCGAAAUGAAGAAAGGGACGAGUUGCAGAGGAUCAAGUCUGAAAUUGAGGCCAGUAAUAAAAAUCUGACUGAAGAGAGAGAUGAGCUUAGUAAGAGACUGAAGGACGUUGUUUCACAGAACAACAACUUGACUGAAGAAGGGGACGAGUUGAGGAGGAUCAAGUUUGAAUUUGAGGCCAGUAAUAAAAAUCUGACUGAAGAGAGAGAUGAGCUUAGUAAGAGACUGAAGGACGUUGUUUCACAGCUUAACACCCUAACUGAAGAAAGGAGCGAGUUGCAGAGGAACAAGAUUGAAAUUGAGGCCAGUAAUAAACAUCUGACUGAAGAGGGAGAUGAGCUUAGUAAGAGACUGAACGACUUGCAGAGGAUCAAGUCUGAAAUUGAGGCCAGUAAUAAACAUCUGACAGAAGAGAUAGAUGAGCUUAAUGAGAGACUGAACGACUUUGAUUCACAGCUUAACACCCGAACUGAAGAAAGGGACGACUUGCAGAGGAACAAGAUUGAAAUUGAGGCCAGUAAUAAACAUCUGACUGAAGAGAGAGAUGAGCUUAGUAAGAGACUGAAGGACAUUGAUUCACAGCUUAACACCCGAACUGAAGAAAGGGACGAGUUGCAGAGGAGCAAGAUUGAAAUUGAGGCCAAUAAUAAACGUCUGACUGAAGAGAGAGAUGAGCUUAGUAAGAGACUGAAGGACAUUGAUUCACAGCUUAACACCCGAACUGAAGAAAGGGACGACUUGCAGAGGAUCAAGACUCAAAUUGAGGCCAAUGAUAAACAUCUGACUGAAGAGAGAGAUGAGCUUAGUGAGAGACUGAACGCCUUUGUUUCACAGCUUAACACCCGAACUAAAGAAAGGGACAAGUUGCAGAGGAUCAAGACUCAAAUUGAGGCCAAUAAUAAACGUCUGACUGAAGAGAGAGAUGAGCUUAGUAAGAGACUGAACAACGUUGUUUCACAGUUUAACACCCAAACUAAAGAAAGGGGCGAGUUGCAGAGGAUCAAGACUCAAAUUGAGGCCAGUAAUAAACAUCUGACUGAAGAGAGAGAUGAGCUUAGUAAGAGACUGAACGACGUUGUUUCACAGUUUAACACCCGAACUAAAGAAAGGGACGAGUUGCAGAGGAUCAAGACUCAAAUUGAGGCCAGUAAUAAACAUCUGACUGAAGAGAGAGAUGAGCUUAAUAAGAGACUGAAGGACGCUGUUUCACAGUUUAACACCCGAACUAAAGAAAGGGACGAGUUGCAGAGGAUCAAGACUCAAAUUGAGGCCAGUAAUAAACGUCUGACUGAAGAGAGAGAUGAGCUUAGUAAGAGACUGAACAACGUUGUUUCACAGCUUAACACCCGAACUGAAGAAAGGGACGAGUUGCAGAGGAUCAAGACUCAAAUUGAGGCCAGUAAUAAACGUCUGACUGAAGAGAGAGAUGAGCUUAGUAAGAGACUGAACAACGUUGUUUCACAGUUUAACACCCGAACUAAAGAAAGGGACGAGUUGCAGAGGAUCAAGACUCAAAUUGAGGCCAGUAAUAAACGUCUGACUGAAGAGAGAGAUGAGCUUAGUAAGAGACUGAACGACGUUGAUUCGCAGCGUCAAGCAGUGAUUGAAGAACGAGACAACUUGAAGGCAGAACUAAAACAGUUGGGUCAACCAGGAUGGAUUCUUUUUAGAGGGAAUGCUUACUAUGUUUCUUCUACCACUAAAAACUGGCAAGAAAGCAGAAAUGAUUGUCUUCAAAAAGGUGCAGACCUGAUAAUUAUCAACAGUGAAGAAGAACAGAAUUUUGCAAACCAGUUGAAGAAGAAUAUGUGGAUUGGUCUGACUGACUCAGAGAAUGAAGGGACAUGGAAAUGGGUGGAUGGGAGUCAACUCACCACAAGCUACUGGGGUCCAAAUGAGCCAAACGGUGACAGCAAAGAAAACUGUGGAGAAAUAAGGACUUUUGACACACAAAAAAGCUGGAAUGAUGUGGGUUGCUCCCAUUCACGCGUCUGGAUAUGCGAGAGGAGACUUCCACAGUAACCCAGAAAUAAGAAGAAAAGACACAUUCAUGUUAUUUUAUCUACAGCUUAUCAGGAAAAAAGCAACGUCGACCCUUUUCCAUGUACUCUAAUCACAUCAGUUUCAUAAACACGGAUUUUAACAAGUCCUCCAUGCUACCGUCAAAAGAUGCAUGUGAGAACUUUGCAGAUCACUUCAGAAGUAAAAUCAAUGCUUGUAGAUCCAAUCUUUUAUCUCAAUGGAAUGUUAAUUUUAAAUUAUCUGAUGCAUUGUUUUUAUCAGAGGAAACACUGGAGAGUUUUGUUCUGGUUGAUGCAAAGGUACUUGGUUGAGUUUUGUCCCAAACAGACAAAACAACAAGUCUUUUAGAUCCCAUUACCUACAUUUGAUUAAGAGACCAAAAAAGGGCGUUAAAGUUCUUGUUUGGAUACAAACUGAAAUUGGGUAGAAACCGGAAUAAUUUUAACUGCUUUGUUAUACUUUGUUGUGUAAAGGCUUGUUUCUUUUUAUUAUGCA